UUUUGUGGGUGUCAAUGUGUCAAAAGAAUCGUAAUAAAUGAAAGAGUAAUUGGGAUCAAGCACAGCCAAAAACGCCUCAGCAGAACUUGGUGCAAAUAAGUGAUCGUUAAUGCUCAUUUGACCGUAAAUACAUAAACGUUUGUCCUUGAGGUGCCAAAAGCGAAUGUUUAGGUUAUGCUGCAACAUUUAUUUUUUAUUUCAAAGUGUCGAGGUCUCUCGAUAAUGGGCAUGUGGUCGUGAUAAGCCUUGUAAAUCCCUGAUAAAUCCGCAGACUCAAUUACAAUGAGAAAUCCGGAUUGGGGAGAAUGGUGAUAAUAUUAUCUGUCAACUAACAGCUCCAACACUGCGAGCCAAUUUCAAUUGUUACUCGAGUAACUGGAACUCACGAAUUUAUGAGUCGUAAAAAUGAGCAUUUUGAAGAAGAGGUUGAUUGAGUUCGAAGAAGUAUUGAACGAGGAAGAAAUCGACAUUUCACAUCUUAAACGGAUAUGUUUCCACGGAAUUCCUGACGAAGGAGGUUUAAGAUCUCUCUGUUGGAAGUUAUUACUGAAUUAUCUUCCCUUGACCAAAUCGAACUGGGAUGAAACCCUCAAGAGGAAGCGAGAUUUAUACAAUACGUUUAUAGCGGAUUUAAUCGUAAUGCCAGGGGAAAAGAGUCUAGAGGGUGAGAGAGUCGAUGUAACUCUGCACGAUCAUCCCCUGAACUCGAGUCCUGGCAGCAAGUGGCAGACUUUCUUCAAGGACAAUGAAGUUCUCCUGCAAAUCGACAAGGAUGUGAGGAGACUGUGCCCAGACAUAUCAUUUUUCCAACAGGGUACUGAUUAUCCCUGUCAGGCCAUCGUAGACGCCAAUGGUCCAAAACGUUUGCACUGCAGAGUGCAGCAUACUGUACUGAGAAGUGCGAAUGUCGAGAGAAAGGGCUUGGGUGUGACGAAGAUCGCGGUAUCGGUGAGAAAAGCUCCUGAAGAUUAUGCCCCGUUGGCUGAAGGGGGUGAGGCACAUUGGGAGGUGCUGGAGAGAAUUUUAUUCCUCUACGCAAAAUUGAAUCCCGGUCAGGGAUACGUACAGGGUAUGAAUGAAAUAGUGGGACCCAUUUAUCAUGCAUUUGCGUGCGACCCUGACAGCAAAUGGCGUGAGUGGGCUGAGGCUGAUACAUUUUUUUGCUUCACCAAUCUCAUGGCUGAAAUACGAGAUUUCUUCAUCAAAUCGUUGGAUGAGGCUGAGUUUGGCAUCAAUGCCAUGAUGAUUAAACUCAGCCAGCAAGUCAAGGCUAAUGAUCAGGAGGUGUGGACCAGACUUCAGCAGCAAGAUCUGUGCCCACAAUACUACAGCUUCAGAUGGCUUACGUUACUCCUCUCCCAAGAAUUUCCACUGCCCGAUGUCAUGAGAAUUUGGGAUUCCCUCUUUGCCGAUGAGAAGAGAUUCGGAUUUUUAACACACAUUUGCUGCGCUAUGAUACUGUUACUCAGAGAUCAAUUAUUGGAUAAUGAUUUUGCUACCAAUGUGAAACUUUUACAGAAUUUUCCGUCGAUGGAUAUUCAAAUCGUGUUGUCCAAAGCAGCAACUCUGGCAGGGAAAUCACUGGAUACUCCCUGAUCCUCUGAAAUUUCAUGAAAAAUUGUUUUUCACCUGAAUAUCAUAUUUUUUGUACAUAAAAAUUUGAAACAAUUAUUCUCAAAAGAUAUACCACACGAUUCUGAGUAAUUGAGAAUCUUUCUUCCAAUCGACUGAAGACCUGAUAAAUUUGUACUCAAAAUACUCAAUUCCGAUUUUAUCUCAAUCGGUGAGCUAUUGCUUCUCGGUUCAACCGAUUCAUAAUCAUGACCAAUCGGUUGUUUUGUAAUAAAGAAACAAUGCUCAAACCAAAUUUAUCAAACAUGUCAUUCAAGUGAUUUUAUCGUAUUAUCGGGAAGAAUAGGAAUUACUGAAGUUUGAAGUGGCUCUAUCCUCGUACUCUAAAUAAAACGUCCGAAUUGAUAAUUAGGACCACCAUGAGAUGAUUUAGACACUGCAUGGGGUCUUCAUUACUCCUCAAUCAAGUUGAAUUAUUUUUUAUUCAUAAGACUAGAUAUAGUACACUGAGAGAAAAACGGAUACGUUCUCAAGCAAAUCUUCCUUAUGCCCAAAAAAUCGUUAUUCGAAAAUUACCAAAAAAUUAUUGGCUGAUGACAAUUUAAAUGUUCGAAAUAUAAAAAAUCGGUCGGCUUUCAAAAAUGUCUUCAAUAAUUGUCAAACAAUUUUUAACAAACGAAUUCAUGCGGCAAAAAAGAUUUGUUUAAGAUCUUUACGAUUUUUCGAUUGGUCAAGUUAUUAUAUACACGGAGUAUCGAUUACGAUGAAUGCUUACUAUAUGUAGCCAAGAGUCUUGUACGAUAAACUUUUAUUUUUUGAA
This is a messenger RNA of Fopius arisanus, 2392 nucleotides long. Its product is annotated as TBC1 domain family member 13. Gene Ontology annotation, biological process: intracellular protein transport; activation of GTPase activity. The record is from RefSeq and is a predicted model, not a curated record. The transcript has 8 exons. NCBI's taxonomy places the organism in Eukaryota, Metazoa, Arthropoda, Insecta, Hymenoptera, Braconidae. The coding region runs from base 406 to 1596 and encodes 396 amino acids. Gene Ontology annotation, molecular function: GTPase activator activity.